UAAAACAGACUGGAAUGUCUUAAGGCAACUGAAACAGUCACCAGUGGUCCCUCAAUCGACAAUCACCCAUCAACGAUGCUCGGAUUUUUGCGCAUUCCUCAGGCAGAUCCGAACCCCAUACCAUUGGCUGGAUCACCAUGGCCAAUUCUACUGAUUUUAGUGGCUUAUCUACUGUUUGUGCUCAAACUGGGCAAGAUCUUUAUGAAGAAUCGGCAGGCAUAUGAUUUGAGGACAGUGUUAAAGGUCUACAAUAUAUUUCAGGUGCUUUAUAACGGCAUCUACUUUGGAGUGGUCUUCUACUAUCUGUUCAUCGCCGGUAUAUGUAAUUUACACUGCAUGGAGAGUUUUCCCCAGGGUCAUGAACGCAAGCAGAUAGAACGGGUGUUGCAUGCCGCAUACCUGAUCAACAAAGUGCUCGAUCUGAUGGACACCGUGUUUUUUGUGCUGCGAAAGAGCUAUAAACAGGUCACCUUCCUGCACAUAUAUCACCAUGUGUUCAUGUCCUUUGGCAGUUACGCUCUGACCCGAUAUUAUGGCACUGGCGGACACUUUAAUGCCGUUGGAUUACUUAACUCCUUGGUGCACACGGUCAUGUACUUCUACUACUAUUUGUCCUCGGAGUAUCCCCAAGUGAAGUCCAAUAUUUGGUGGAAGAAAUAUAUAACAUUGACCCAGCUCUGCCAGUUCCUCAUGCUCCUCAGCUACGCCACUUACGUGCGAUUCUUCUCAACGAAUUGUGGUGUUCCUCACGGUCUCCUGUAUCUGAACAUGCUACAGGGCUUAGUCUUCAUGUAUCUGUUCGGAAAUUUCUAUAUCCAGGCCUAUCUGCGACCACCAAAGCCCUUAUCAAAGGCAAAGCAAUCGUAGCAAAACCUAGAACUAUCUUUUUACCCCCUAUAUAUAUAUAUGCGCAUUCAAUUAGUCCGUGUAACUCAGCACUCGCCCUAAAAAGAACCUUAGCUAUAUAUUAACUAUAUCUGAUAAUAAAAUGGUAUUUUCUCAAA
Messenger RNA from Drosophila elegans, 1004 nucleotides. RefSeq names its product elongation of very long chain fatty acids protein F. Gene Ontology annotation, cellular component: endoplasmic reticulum membrane. The record is from RefSeq and is a predicted model, not a curated record. NCBI's taxonomy places the organism in Eukaryota, Metazoa, Arthropoda, Insecta, Diptera, Drosophilidae. Gene Ontology annotation, biological process: very long-chain fatty acid biosynthetic process; sphingolipid biosynthetic process; fatty acid elongation, polyunsaturated fatty acid. Gene Ontology annotation, molecular function: fatty acid elongase activity. The coding region runs from base 76 to 867 and encodes 263 amino acids. The transcript has 3 exons.